This is a messenger RNA of Cricetulus griseus (Chinese hamster), 2414 nucleotides long. NCBI's taxonomy places the organism in Eukaryota, Metazoa, Chordata, Mammalia, Rodentia, Cricetidae. The record is from RefSeq and is a predicted model, not a curated record.
UGGGUGCUGAGAAUCAAACCCAGGGCUUUUGAAGAGCAGUCAGUGCUCUUAACCAUUGAGCCACCUCUCCAAUGUCUUUGUUUGUUUUUGGUAUUUGCUGUUAAGAUUUUAUGUUUUGCUUAUAUUCAUGUUCACCACUGUAUGAGCCCUUGGAGGUCAGAAGAGGGGGUUGGAUCUCCUGUGACUGGGGUUAUAGAUGUUUGUGAACCACUAUGUGAGUACUGGUACUGAACCAAGGUCCUCUUUGAGAGCAACAAGUGCUUUUAACCACCAAGCCAUCUCUCCAGCCCCAGGCAUAGUAUGCUUUUUUGUUGUUAUUGUUGUUUUUUAGGCAUAAUGUUUUGAUAUCUUUUACUGAAGCAGAGCAUAGUGAGAGUCUGAAGCGGUUUGAUGACAAAACUUCUCUAUUUUCUGUUUUUUGUUUGUUUUUUAGACACAGGGUUUCUGUAUAGCCCUGGCUGUACUAGAAAUAGCUCUGGAGACCAGGUUGGCCUCAAACUCACAGAGAUCUACCUGCCUCUGCCUCCCAUGCUGGGAUUAAAGGUAUGUGCCACCAACGCCUGGAAAGCUUUUCUCUUUGGCUACACUGUAAUGGAUCAGAGUAUGGUGGGAGGAAGAUAUCCUAAGAAACUGAUGAAAACAGCCCUGAAGAGAGAUAUUAAGGAUGUGAAAAAGUGGGUGGGUUUGGGGAACAAUAUAGAAAUGGAUCCACAGUCAGGACCAGAAAGAGAUAUAGUUGUAGUUGGGUGCUAAACACAGGCAGCACACAAUUGGAAGAUGCACAUUCAGGGUUCAAACUCCAGUUCUGCUAUGUCUGGCAAGUUAGCCCCUCAGCCAUGGUUUGGGUAAGCAUGGUUAUUGCAACUGUUAAAGACUGCACAACGACAAGCAAAUGGUACAUGUAGGUUUCUCUCCCAGCCUCCCUCUAUCCUAGGACCCAGAUAGGGACAAUGUCCCCUGCCAUUGCACUGGCAUUCCUGCCACUUGUGGUGACCCUGCUGGUGAGAUACCGGCACCAUUUCCGACUGCUGGUGCGUACAGUCCUGCUGAGAAGCUUCAGGGACUGCCUGUCAGGACUUCGAAUUGAGGAACGGGCCUUCAGCUACGUGCUCACCCAUGCCCUGCCUGGAGAUCCUGGUCACAUCCUCACCACUCUAGACCAUUGGAGCAGCUGCUGCGAGUACUUGAACCACAUGGGCCCUGUUAAAGGUCAGAUUCUGAUGCGGCUGGUAGAAGAGAAGGCCCCUGCUUGUGUGCUGGAGCUGGGCACCUACUGCGGAUACUCUACACUGCUUAUUGCACGUGCUUUGCCCCCUGGGAGUCGGCUUCUCACUGUAGAGCGUGACCCUCGUACUGCAGCAGUGGCUGAAAAACUCAUCCGGUUGGCUGGCUUUGAUGAACAAAUGGUGGAGCUCAUUGUGGGCAGCUCAGAGGAAGUGAUCCCGCGCCUAAGAGCUCAGCACCAGCUGAAUCGGGCAGAUCUGGUGCUCUUGGCACAUCGACCUCGGUAUUACUUAAGGGAUCUGCAGCUACUGGAGGCCCAUGCUCUGCUCCCAAAAGAUGCCACUGUAUUGGCUGACCAUGUGCUUUUUCCUGGUGCACCCCGCUUCCUACAAUACACCAAGAGUUGUGGCCGCUAUCGAUGCCGCCUCCACCACACCAGCCUCCCAGACUUCCCUGCCAUCAAGGAUGGCAUAGCCCAACUCACCUAUUCUGGACCUGGCUGAGAUCCAGGACCUAGGAUAGUUACUGAUACAAUCCCAACCCUACUCAAGCAAGGACCUCAGAAUAUCCCCUUCCCCUUUCUGUUUAGUGUCGAACACAAGCUAGGUUCAGCCUAGGAAGGCUUUCUUCUCAACUUUGCCUGCCCCCAACCUCCAUACCAAUUCAAAGUGUCAAAUUCUAUCAGCCUUCUUGGUCCUACAAGAUCCCCUUCUAGAAAACCAGGGACUGGAAGCAAGAGGCCUGAGCCCUCAGCCUAGUUCUGUUAUUGAUUGCUCCCUCCAGGUGAGUCCUUCCUUCUUCUGAGAUUCAGUCUACACUAAGGGGCUGGAAAGAUGGCUCAGCAGUUCUGAGCACUGGCUGCUACUCCCUAUCUAAAGGACUUGGGUUCAGUUCCCAGCACUCAGCACUCACAUGGCACAGGCACACAUGUGAUAUACAUACAUACAUACAGACAGACAGACAGACAAAAAUCUCUAAGCAUAAAACAAAAACACAGCUGGCUGGCAGAGCUCCAGAGGCUCCCAGUUGUGAAACUCCCACAGAUUCUGGAUGGGAUCAGAGGCAGCUGCAGACAAUGAGGCCCUGUAGUGCAUCUGGUACAAGCUAGGCCACAGGAAUUACCAAUCACAGAAGCCUGGGCUCCAAUUCUGGCCCACAUGGUCCAUUAGGUUUGCUUAAGAUCCCUUAAA